Messenger RNA from Sugiyamaella lignohabitans, 1644 nucleotides. It is a transcript of the gene DML1, whose product is annotated as Dml1p. Gene Ontology annotation, biological process: mitochondrion distribution. Gene Ontology annotation, cellular component: cytoplasm. The record is from RefSeq and is a predicted model, not a curated record. Lineage: Eukaryota; Fungi; Ascomycota; Dipodascomycetes; Dipodascales; Trichomonascaceae. The transcript has a single exon. The coding region runs from base 1 to 1644 and encodes 547 amino acids.
AUGCACGAGGUAAUUCAUCUAUCACUAUCUCCCAUAUCCAAUCACCUCAAUUCUCAUUUCUAUAAUGCGCAGGAGUCGUAUUUUGUUUACUCGGAUUCUGAGGUAGCAGAUUCCAAAGUAGAUCCCACUGUGCGGUUUCAGCAAGGCAUUGGAUACACCCCUCGAGCUUUGGUUUGGGAUUUCCAGGGUGGAUUUGGCGCAUUGAAACAAUAUUCCGGUGCUUAUUCGGACAACAAUAGUUCUAUUCCAAGUCGAGAUAUUUGGGAAGGUGGUGAGCCGGAUAGAAUCGCCCGGAAACAAGUAACGACUAGCGAAUAUCAGAAAUCACUCGACUCAGGAAACUUGACCGAUCCAAAACUAAAUAAAACCAAUACCUUGUAUUGGUCUGAUUAUAUUCGAGUUGAUUAUCAUCCCAAGUCGAAACUAGUCUUAAAAGACUGGGAAUAUGAUCCAAUACGAUAUCCCAAGGGCCGUCCAAGAGGGAGCGGAGAGUCUGAUCCGACACCAUCAUCUCCCACAUCUGCAUCUACUGCUUCCUUCAACGGCUAUGAUAUUGGUAUCAGCCAAUGGAACCAGAUUCAAGCUGAAAAUGAUAAGGAAUAUCUUGAUAGAUCAUUUAGACCAAUUCUUGAGCAAUGUGAUUCUCUGGAUGGCCUAGUGAUUUCUACGGAUGUAGAUUCAGCCUGGGGUGGUUUUACUGAAUGCAUGCUAUCUGACAUCAUAGACGAUUAUUGUCCCAAAGUACCCCGCUUUGUAUGGGGACUGUAUGAUCAAGAUUUAAAUGGCAAGAAGCUUAGCAUAUAUGAUACCAUGUCAAGAAUAAAGUCCACUGCAGGGUUAAUAGAAAAUAGCACCUUGUUUGUACCGCUUUCACUACCAAAACUAGAUCAAUUUCCUGCGGAGUUGUCAAAACAAAUAGGACUACCUCUUACUACUUGGCAGAAAACAGCACUUUAUAAUAUGGUUUACGAGCCAAUGUCGGUACUUUCAAGUCUGCGGGGCAAUUCGCGCGUCUCUAUGUCGACACUAGCAAACUCGCUCACUAAUGGUGCAGAGGAACGGAAAGUAGUUACUGCUGUUUCUGCCACUUCAAGCCUACCGUUGAUUGACUUUUCAACUGUACUUACCAUGCCUUCUUUGACUCCUCGAAAAAAAGUGCGUGCUGCUCGCUACUUCUCAAAGUAUGCUGUUGUAAGAUUGCCAAAGCCCACUCCAUCUCUCAAACCUGCAGUCAACAAUUACGGGAUUGUGGAUCUUAAAUCAGGUGCUUCACCUUGGGACUUUGUAGACCAAGUUGCUAAAAUUGAUUCGAAUAGAACUGACCUUCUGGAGAAAUACUUCGAUAAGCAGCAGUUGCUUGAUCAGGGUACUUUAGAACGAAACCUUUCAGAAUUGAAACAAGAAGACUUUCAAUUUGCACAACCAUCAUCAUUUCCUUCCGGUAUAAUUACUGGUACCGACUCUUUAUACUCAAGCUUUUCCAUCACCACUGAAGCUGGUUCGACUCUUACAGAUAUGGCCAACUUUGUGUCGCGCUUCGACCGAGGUAGUGACGAGCGCGAGCAACUUAAGGACACGCUAAGUACAAUGUCUGAGGGAUAUUCAUGGGGCUAUGAAUUUGACUCUGAUACUUCUGACGACUAG